CCCUCCUCUCCCCAACCCUUCUUCCCCGGCUGCCUCAGGAUCUUGGAGGAGAAAGAAGGCGCCAAAAGUGACGAGAAGCUCCCGUGCCGGCUGCGGUCUGGAUCCGGAUGGGGAGAGCGGGGUUUACGCAGCCGCCCAAGCGGGAGGGGAGGAGGCUCCCUCGCCGCUUCUGAAGCCCCUUCCUUUCCCGAGCCAACCCCGUUGCCAUCCCACACCGCGAACCUCCCCAUGGCCAGCGAUUCUUCCCCACCAGCCCCAUGGCCGGCUCAUCAUCCUAACGCCUAAGGAGCUCCUAUCCUCUCCUCUCCCGCUCCCUGCCUCUCUCCUCCGGGGGCUCAUCUUCUUUCCUUCGGUCAGCUCGUCGGACCCGGGUCUGGUGGCCGGAGAAUGGACGAGGAUGGACCGCGAGCAGCCGAGGAGCAGUACCCGGAGGAGGACAGCGCCUCCAAGACCUUCGUCCGCCUUAACGAUCUCUCUGGAGAUGGAGGUCGCUCGGGCCCCGGGGACAAGGAGAAGGACCCGGGCAGCGGGGACUCGGACGGCGAAGCGCUCCCUUACCCGGCCCUCGCGCCGAUCGUCUUCUUCUAUUUGAGCCAGCACAGCCGACCCAGAAGCUGGUGCCUCAGGAUCGUGUGCAACCCCUGGUUUGAAAGAGUCAGCAUGCUGGUAAUUCUCCUGAACUGUGUCACUCUGGGCAUGUUCCACCCUUGUGAAGAUAUGGGCUGUGACUCCCCACGCUGCAAGAUUCUUCAGAGCUUUGAUGAUUUUAUCUUUGCCUUCUUUGCUGUGGAAAUGAUCGUCAAGAUGGUUGCACUAGGGAUUUUCGGAAAGAAAUGUUACCUGGGAGACACAUGGAACCGUCUGGAUUUUUUCAUUGUCCUGGCUGGCAUGCUGGAAUACUCUCUGGACUUGCAGAAUGUCAGUUUCUCAGCUGUUCGGACCGUCAGGGUACUCCGGCCGUUGAGAGCCAUUAACAGAGUUCCUAGUAUGCGCAUCCUGGUCACACUGCUUUUGGACACGCUUCCCAUGUUGGGGAACGUUCUCCUCCUCUGCUUUUUUGUCUUCUUCAUCUUUGGUAUUGUUGGAGUCCAGCUUUGGGCAGGGCUGCUCAGGAACCGCUGCUUCCUGCCAGAAAACUUCAGUUUCCCUUACACAAUCGAGGUGGAACCAUACUACCAGACAGAGAAUGAAGAUGAAAGCCCUUUUAUCUGCUCUCAGCCUCGGGAAAAUGGGAUGCGUUACUGUCGCGACAUCCCAACAAGGAGGGAAGAAGGUCUGCAAUGCACCUUGGACUAUUAUUCCUACAACGACACCACGAACACCUCUUGUGUCAACUGGAACCAGUAUUACACAAACUGCUCUGCAGGGGAGCACAACCCUUUCAAAGGAGCAAUCAAUUUCGAUAACAUUGGAUAUGCAUGGAUUGCAAUAUUUCAGGUCAUCACUCUGGAGGGCUGGGUAGAUAUUAUGUACUUUGUCAUGGAUGCUCAUUCGUUCUACAACUUCAUAUAUUUCAUUCUCCUGAUCAUUGUGGGCUCUUUCUUCAUGAUAAACCUCUGCUUAGUGGUCAUAGCAACUCAGUUCUCGGAGACCAAGCAGCGGGAGAGCCAGCUGAUGAAGGAGCAGCGAAUCCGCUACCUCUCCAAUGCAAGCACUCUGGCCAGCUUCUCAGAGCCAGGGAGCUGCUAUGAUGAACUCCUCAAAUAUCUUGUCUAUGUCCUCCGUAAGGCCAGCAAGCAACUGGUGGAGGUCUACCGAACCACAGGGGUGAGGAUGGGGUUUCUCUCCAGCCCGGGUAGCAGGAGCAGUGCAGAGCGGCAGCCGUGCAAACACCGGCCGCGGAAAAGAUCCUCGGUGCAUCAUCUCAUUCACCACCACCAUCACCACCACCACCACUAUCACCUGGGCAACGGAAGCCUACAGGCACCACGCGCCAGCCCUGAAAUCAGCGACGUCGAAACCAGCUCGCUUCACAAUGGUGCAAAUAGGCUGAUGCUCCCUCCAACAGCCAACCCUCACCCCACUGCCAGCAACGCUGAGUCCGUUCACAGCAUCUACCAUGCAGACUGUCAUUUUGAGCCCAUUCGCUGCAGAUCAUCUCUCCCGCCUCAGCCUGGUCUCAGCUUACCGGGGCCAGAGGUGCUUCCCAGGACUGUGGUUGGCAGCAAGGUCUACCCUACUGUACACCCAAGUAACUCCCAUGAACUGCUGAAAGAAAAAGGUUUAGGAGAGCCCACACUGAACCCUGGGGCCAGCACCCUGAUGAACCUUAAUAUCCCCCCCGGACCGUAUAGUCCAAUGCAGAAGCUACUGGAGACACAGAGCACUGGUGCUUGUCAAAGUUCCUGCAAGAUUUCCAGCCAGUCUGGGAAACCCAACAAUACUUGCAACCCAGAUAGUUGUCCGUACUGCAUGAAGACCUUGGCUAACGAUCCAGAGCUGGUGGACAAUGAAGUGGGAGAUUCUGACAGCGACGGAGUAUAUGAGUUUACUCAGGAUGCUCAUUACAGUGAUCAGAGGGACCCUCAGCGUUGGAAAGCCAGGGGAAGAAACACCUUAAAGUUCCUAGCCUUCUGGAAGGUGGUUUGUGAGACGUUUCGGAAGAUUGUAGAUAGCAAGUACUUUGGUCGUGGGAUCAUGAUAGCUAUCCUGAUCAAUACCCUCAGCAUGGGGAUUGAGUAUCACGAGCAGCCUGAAGAACUCACCAAUGCACUGGAAAUCAGCAAUAUUGUCUUCACUAGUCUCUUUGCCCUAGAAAUGCUUCUGAAACUGCUUGUGUACGGCCCUUUUGGCUACAUCAAAAAUCCAUACAAUAUAUUUGAUGGGAUCAUCGUAGUGAUCAGUGUCUGGGAGAUAGUGGGACAGCAGGGUGGAGGCUUGUCUGUUCUACGGACCUUUCGCCUUAUGAGAGUCCUGAAACUGGUCCGUUUCAUGCCUGCUCUCCAGCGCCAGCUGGUGGUGCUCAUGAAAACAAUGGACAAUGUCGCCACAUUCUGCAUGUUGCUGAUGCUUUUCAUAUUUAUCUUCAGUAUUCUUGGGAUGCAUCUCUUUGGCUGUAAAUUUGCAUCGGAGAGAGAUGGAGACACUCUUCCCGACAGGAAGAACUUUGAUUCCUUGCUCUGGGCCAUCGUUACUGUUUUCCAGAUACUGACUCAGGAAGACUGGAAUAAAGUCCUGUACAACGGCAUGGCUUCUACCUCUUCCUGGGCUGCCCUCUACUUCAUUGCCCUCAUGACAUUCGGAAACUACGUUCUCUUUAACUUGUUGGUUGCCAUCUUGGUGGAAGGUUUUCAAACAGAGGGUGAUGCUACUAAAUCUGAUUCUGAAGCGGAGCUUUUCCCCCGUAGUCUGGAAGAAGACUGUGGGCUUAAGAACUUUUCAAAUCCAGCCUUGAUGGCUCUUUGUGACCACCCAGAGCUAAAGAAGAGCUUAACACCUCCACUCAUCAUCCACACCGCCGCUACACCAAUGCCCAUGCCGAAAAGUGCCAUCUAUGGGGAAGCGGCUCAAGGCUAUGAUUCCCGAAGAGCUAGUAGCAUCUCCAUGGAUCCUAAUACAUACGAUCUCAAAUCUCCGGUGAGCGCCCGGAGUUCCCCACACAGUCCUUGGAGUGCUGGAGGUAGCUGGAACAGCCGCAGGUCAAGCUGGAACAGCAUUGGGCGGGCUCCCAGCUUAAAACGUCGCAACCAAAGUGGAGAGCGCAAGUCACUUUUGUCCGGGGAUGGCAAGCAGAGUUCAGAGGAAGGGGAAAGCUCUGAUGAAGAGCAGUCCAGUCGGACUGGGAGCAUUAAUGGCACUAUACCUCACCGCAUUGAGUCACUGGAAACCAAAGGCUCUUUUGACUUCCAGGAUACCCUUCAGGUGCCUUCUCUAUACCGGACCAGCAGCAUACACAGUAGCCACACCUCCGCAUCAGAGCACCAAGACUGCAAUGGUAAAACAACCUCCAGAGUUCUGAUACAGCAGCUUCAUUUGGAAGAUCCACUUCCUGAAUGUGAUGAUAUGGAUGAUGAAGGCAACUUGAGUAAAAAGGACCGCAUGAAGGCUUGGAUAAGGGCACGCCUCCCCACCUGGUGCAAAGAAAGAGAUUCCUGGUCUAUCUACAUCUUUGCUCCUCAGUCUAAAUUCCGUGUCAUAUGCAAUAAAAUCAUUACUCACAAGAUGUUUGAUCAUGUUGUCUUGGUAAUCAUCUUUCUGAACUGCAUCACCAUUGCAAUGGAACGUCCCAAAAUUGAGCCACACAGUGCUGAACGAAUUUUCCUCACACUCUCCAACUAUAUUUUCACAGCAAUCUUCCUGGCUGAAAUGACCAUCAAGGUGGUGGCAUUAGGCUUGUGCUUUUGUGAGAAGGCAUACUUGAGAAGUAGUUGGAAUGUGCUGGACGGGGUGUUGGUUCUCAUCUCAGUGGCUGAUAUCCUGGUUUCGAUGGUUUCCGAUAGCGGCACAAAAAUCCUUGGAAUGCUAAGAGUCUUGAGGCUACUGCGAACUCUCAGACCGUUAAGGGUCAUUAGCCGAGCACAGGGGCUGAAGUUGGUGGUGGAAACCCUGAUGUCAUCCCUAAAACCCAUUGGAAACAUUGUUGUCAUCUGCUGUGCUUUCUUCAUCAUUUUUGGCAUCUUGGGGGUCCAGUUGUUCAAAGGGAAGUUUUUUGUCUGCCAAGGGGAAGACACGAGGAACAUUACCAACAGGUCGGACUGUGCAGAAGCCAGCUACAAAUGGGUCCGGCACAAGUAUAAUUUUGAUAAUCUCGGCCAGGCCUUAAUGUCUCUGUUUGUUUUGGCCUCCAAAGAUGGGUGGGUGGACAUCAUGUAUGAUGGAUUGGAUGCUGUGGGCGUGGAUCAGCAGCCAGUCAUGAACUAUAACCCUUGGAUGCUCCUCUACUUCAUCUCCUUCCUGCUGAUUGUUGCCUUCUUUGUCCUCAACAUGUUUGUGGGAGUUGUGGUGGAGAAUUUUCAUAAGUGUCGUCAGCAUCAGGAAGAAGAAGAAGCCAAGAGACGAGAAGAGAAGAGACUCAAGCGGCUGGAGAAAAAGAGAAGGAGUAAGGAGAAACAGAUGGCUGAGGCGCAGUGUAAACCCUACUACUCUGAUUACUCUCGCUUCCGACUUCUGAUUCAUCAGAUGUGCACCACCCAUUACCUGGAUUUAUUCAUCACAGGUGUGAUUGGGCUCAAUGUCAUCACCAUGGCUAUGGAGCACUACCAGCAGCCAAAGGUUCUUGAUGAAGCUCUGAAGAUUUGCAAUUACAUCUUCACGGUCAUCUUUGUCAUGGAAUCUGUUUUCAAGCUGAUUGCAUUUGGGUUUCGUCGGUUCUUUCAAGACAGGUGGAACCAAUUAGACCUGGCAAUAGUGCUGUUGUCCAUCAUGGGGAUCACGCUGGAAGAGAUUGAGGUGAAUGCCUCACUGCCUAUCAACCCCACCAUUAUCCGCAUUAUGAGGGUCCUGAGGAUUGCUCGAGUGUUGAAAUUGCUGAAGAUGGCUGUAGGGAUGAGAGCUCUGCUGGACACAGUGAUGCAAGCACUGCCUCAGGUGGGGAAUCUGGGUCUUCUCUUCAUGUUAUUGUUUUUCAUAUUUGCAGCUCUUGGGGUGGAGCUGUUUGGAGACCUUGAAUGUGACGAUACUCAUCCCUGUGAGGGCUUAGGGCGGCAUGCAACUUUUCGCAACUUUGGGAUGGCUUUUCUCACACUCUUCCGUGUAUCCACAGGAGACAACUGGAAUGGGAUAAUGAAGGACACUCUGCGAGACUGUGAUGAGGAAUCCACCUGCUACAACACCGUCAUCUCGCCAAUCUACUUCGUCUCAUUUGUGCUGACAGCCCAGUUUGUCCUGGUGAAUGUGGUGAUUGCUGUACUCAUGAAGCACCUAGAGGAAAGUAACAAGGAAGCGAAAGAGGAAGCAGAACUGGAAUUGGAACUGGAGAUGGAAAUGAAGACAAUCACCCCGGGCCAGCAUCCGCCCUCUGACCCUUUCAUAUGGGCAGGCAGUAAUGCAGGAGAAAGACCUGAGAGCCCCGGAGGAUAUGCCAAUCCCAUGCAAAUCAAGGUGGAUUCUCAACUCUCAUUGGUUCACCCUAUGGAAAGACACUUGUUUGAUACCAUAUCACUGCUGAUCCAGGAAUCUCUAGAAGGAGAGUUGAAGCUGAUGGACAACUUAUCAGGCUCUGUGUGCCAUCAUUAUGCCCUUCCAGCUACUGACAAUUACAACUCUGAGAAACAGAUCCCUCUAGCUGAGAUGGAGGCUCUGUCUCUGACGUCAGAUAUUCUCUCUGAAAAUUCCUGGUCCUUAGCUCUGACGGAUGACUCUUUUCCUGAUGAUAAUAACACACUCUUACUUAAUGCCCUGGAGAGCAAUGCCAAUCUCCCCUCUAAAAAUGACCCCCUGACUCUCUCACCAAGCAAAGAUCUGCUAAGUGUGAGGAAGCCUUCUGUAGGCCGCACCCAUUCUUUGCCAAAUGACAGCUAUAUGUUUCAGGCUCCAGAUACUGGCAUCUACAAUGACCCUUCUGGAGAAAGGAACACAUCACAUCAAAAAUCUCAGUCAGGCUCAACGACGUCAGUGCAAUCUCAGCCUGCAAACAUUGAUGCUCUCCUACAAAUCCCAAGAGAUCUCUUCUACCACCUCAAGCCCCAAUACAAUCCUGACUGGGAAAGCAAAUCCAAAGCCCCUCCACCUGUGCAUUCUCCUUCUGCAGAACGGUUACUUCGCAGACAGAUGGCAAUAAGGAAUGAUUCCUCAGAUACUCAUAGCUCAGAAAGCCGAGAGAACAUCCACGCCGAGGUGAGUGAGCUCUGUGAUCCAAAUUUGUCAGCUCCAUCCACUGAGGAUCUGUCUGUCACUCUGACGCCCUCAGAAGCAAGAGAGUCAGCCAGCUGGGGGCGAUCGAGCGUUCAUACUCAGCAACAUUCCCGCAAUCAGUAUAACAUUUCCAUGCAUGUGCCGGAUUUGUGUGCCUGUACAGACUCCCUUCAAGAACUGCCUGGAGACCCGACGGACCAAGAAGUAUCAGAAAUAAAUAGCUCUUUUACUUCAGGAACUUGUUCAGCCAUGAGUGCCUCUUCAGUGGUUCAACCCGAGACCCCUAAGAGAAACGUAGGCAACAGUGGCAAUGUCACUUUGAAGGACCUGAAGAAGUGCUACAGUGUAGAUACACAGGGUCUUCUUAAAAAACCAUCAUCCUGGUUAGAUGAUCAAAGGAGACACUCUAUAGAGAUUUGCUCCAUGGAAAACAGCCCUCAGCAUCAUUCCACAUCUAGUUCUUCUGGCUUCAUAAGUCAGGUCUUAAGUGAAAUGGAAGGCUUGCAAGGGAUGCGGCAGAAGAAAAAACUGAGUCCCCCGUGUAUAUCAAUAGACCCGCCUGAUGAACAGAGUUUGUUACUGAGGGGGCCACGCAGCGCCACACUGCCUGCCAGUGCAGACGUUUGCUUGCGAAGACGCGCCCCGUCCUGGGAUUCCAAGGAUUCAGUGGAUGCAGGGGACUCGGCCCUUCCAGACAGUAUGUCACUAACUCCAACCCCAAAGAAAGACUUGUUGACUCUUCCUAGUUUUUCUUUUGAUCAAACAGAUGCGGACCCUUGAGUUAGUUUGUUUUCCGUUGUUGGUGCCAAAUGUUUCUUUUCUCCCUCGUGUAAUAAAUUAAACCUUUCCAUUCUAAAAUGGCACUGAUUUUUUUAAAAAAAAAAUCCAAAGAAAGUUUAAAGAGCUAGCUGGUUUUAAGAGUGGUUAAGCUAUAUCACGCUUACUUAAGCAUAAGUUCUGCUUGGGUAAAAGCAAUACAUUGUUCAGAGUCUAUAUGUAUAUUCUAUUUUAUUAAAUUAAUUGAACCUAGUAUUGCAGGAUGUAGUACAUUUUGUGGCUUAAAGACAUUGUUUAUUUUCUUCUGUUUUAUGUAUCUCAGAAUAUUCCUGAGAUUGCGUUGUUGUUUUUUUAAAUGAAUAUUUUAACCUUUGAAAAUACAUAUUUAAUCCUCCCCUAUUUUCUUUUUGUUUUGCAAAGCACAAGAUGUAGCCAUUAGUGCAUUACUGAGAAAAUGUGUCCCAUGGUCAACUAGAAAUGAGAAUAUUUGCAAUUAUAAUGUACUUCACUCACUGACCCCUCAACUAUUUUCUGUAGAAAAUAGCCAUUUGGAUAUUUUUUUUACAACUGUAUUGGCAUUAAAAAAAGAAUAAAAUAA
This is a messenger RNA of Lacerta agilis (Sand lizard), 8167 nucleotides long. It is a transcript of the gene CACNA1G, whose product is annotated as calcium voltage-gated channel subunit alpha1 G. Gene Ontology annotation, molecular function: low voltage-gated calcium channel activity; voltage-gated sodium channel activity. Gene Ontology annotation, biological process: positive regulation of calcium ion-dependent exocytosis; sodium ion transmembrane transport; membrane depolarization during action potential. The record is from RefSeq and is a predicted model, not a curated record. The transcript is spliced from 36 exons. NCBI's taxonomy places the organism in Eukaryota, Metazoa, Chordata, Lepidosauria, Squamata, Lacertidae. Gene Ontology annotation, cellular component: voltage-gated calcium channel complex; plasma membrane; neuron projection. The coding region runs from base 388 to 7572 and encodes 2394 amino acids.